GUGUCUUCUAUCAUACAAUAUCAGAGUGGGAAGAGGUCUUAGAGAUCCCUGAGUCUUGCUUUCCCCAAACUAAUUUGGCUGAAGACUUUUAAGCAUGAAAUAUGUUGAUGGAACCCAUAAAUGCAGAGCUCCACAGUCAAGAGCAUGGCCACUGGGGGCCUCAGCAUGGGAAGCAGGGAGUGAGAAGUACACUAUGGAACCAGGGUUCAACCCAAGCAAGACCUAUGUGUAUGCUUAUCAAGGUGUGAUUCUGAGUGGGCUACCAGAAAGAGGUUUGGCUAGGUCAGGCCUGAGGCUCACCAGCAAACUGGAGAUCAAUGAAGCAUCCCAGAAGCUCUAUUUCCUCAAGAUUCAGUCUCCACGUCUGGAAGAGUACACUGGUAUCUGGCCUAAAGAUUCAUUCGUUUCCUCACCUGAGCUCACUCAGACAAUUGCAUCUGGCCUUAGGCAAAUAUUCAAGUUUGAGUAUAAUAAUGGACGCAUUGGCACCAUUUAUGCCCCAAAGGAUACCCCAGCUACCGUUGUUAACAUAGUAAGAGGGAUUCUAAAUAUGUUCCAUAUCACCAUCAAAAAGUCUCAUAAUAUAUAUUACUUACAAGAGGCUGGGAUUGGUGGUAUAUGUUAUACUAACUACAUCAUCCAUGAAGAUAAGAGAAAUAAUCAAGUUUCCAUCAUGAAAUCCAGGGAUCUCAACAACUGCCUGGACAAGGCAGCCAAGAAGACAGGAAUGGCUUAUUUACAUGUCUCCCCCCAAUUUGACAAGAAAGCUGGGAUUGUUAAAGGAACAGAGACAUAUGCCUACAAAAUGAAGUAUACUGGACUUGGGGCUUUGAUCACAGAAGUUACUGUUCACCAGGUGUACCAAGUCUCCCCAUUCAAUGAGGAGAAUGGGGUUGGAGUGACAGAAACUAAGCAAGACCUCAGCUUGAUUGAAGUGAAAAAUGAGCGUUUGAGCUCCCCAGGAGUUCGAAUGCAGAAUCAGGGAAGCCUUCAGUACCGUUUCUUAACCACCAGACACCAGAUGCCUUUCCAGCUGGUGAAAAUGAAUAACCCUAGGAGGCAGGUCACUGAGGUCCUCCAGCACCUCAUCCAGAACAACCAAGGAAGGUUCCAUGAAGAUGCUCCUGCCAAAUUUCUAGAGUUUAUCCAGCUUAUUCGGGCUAUGGAUGUUGGAAGCCUGGUCAGCAUUUGGAAGCAAUGGGAAGACAAGACUCAGUACAGGCACUGGUUGCUGAGCGCCAUCGCCAUGGCGGGAACCAAAGACAGCCUGAAGUUCAUCAAGCAAAAAAUUGAGAGUGAUGCCUUCUCCUUCUUGGAAAAUUUGCUGGCGGUUGUUUUUUCAUUCCAACUCACUACAGCCGACACCAGAGUCCUUCCCAUAGCUGCAGAAAUUGUCACCAGUCUUCGAAUACAGAAACAUACCUUGCUUCAAAAGGUUGCUCUCCUGGCUUAUGGUUCUAUGGUUCACAGGUCGUAUCUUUCCACUUCAUCAUCUCCUGCUGAAGCCCUUCAGGUACUCCAUAACUACGCAAAUGAGGCAAUUAAAAGCGGCCAGGAGGAAGCAAUGGUCACAGCCCUGAAGGCCCUUGGCAACUCAGGCCAAGCAGCUAGCAUCAAACGCAUCCAGAAGUACCUGCCGGGAUUCUCACCCUCUGCUUCUGAUCUUCCGGUCAGGGUUCAAGUGGAGGCGGUUAUGGCCCUGAGGAAGAUAGUCAGGAAAGACGCCUCAAAGGUCCAAGAAAUAUUUCUCCAGAUCAUCGCAGAUCGCUCCUUGUCACCCAAAGUCCGGAUGAUGGCUUCUGCUUUGCUAUUUGAAGGGCAGCCUCCUCCUUCUGUGAUGACCACAGUUGCCAAUAUCAUGCUGAAGGAGAAGGGCUUGCAAGUAGCCAGUUUCAUUUACUCCUACAUGAAGACCAUCUCCACAAAUUACUUCCCAGAUUGGGCUAACACGUCUGCAAUGAGCAACAUCGCCAUCAAACUCUUGAGUCCCAAACUGGACCAUUUGACUUACCGCUACAGUAAAGCUAUUCACGUCUCCCGCUUCUUCAGAGAGUAUGAUGCUGGUGCUUUCAUGAGAUUCUUCAUCUUAAACAGCCCUGAGACUUUGUUCCCAACAUCCAUCAUCUCCAGACUGGGGGCGCACUUUGCUGGGGGAGCCAUCCAUCUUGUAGAGGUUGGUAUACAAGCUGAAGGCUUGACAGAGAUUGUGAAGGAAACAAGCGCAUCAUUUAUGGAAUAUUCCACACACAGGAAGAUAAAGGAACUUGUAAAGACACUGCUGGGAUGGAAGGAGCUACCAGCUGUCAAGCCACUGCUGUCUGCCGAUCUAAAGUUGUUUGAUCAAGAACUUGCCUUUUUUGAUGUGGACAAGGGCUUUAUUCAGGACAUUCUGAAGGAGCUGGCUCAGCCAACAGAUGGAUAUAGCAUGCUGAAGAAAAUCCCUCAGCUCCUCAGUGGUAUCUCAGGCCAGUGGACUCAGGCCCUGGGCUUAGCAGAACUUUGGUACACCAUUCCUACUUCCAUGGGACUGCCCUUGGAAUACAGUUUCUGUGCUACUGCCCUGGCACACCUUUCAGCUAAUGUGGAUGCCAAAGUAACCCGUCCUCUAUCUGAUGAUUCAGUAACUCCUCAGUCAUCCAGCCCUAUAGUUCAAAUGCUUGCUGACAUCAAACCCUGUGUGUACUGGUACUCUGUGGCAGCAAUGAGCAUCAACACCCCUGUCUUCCAGUCUGGCAUUGAGCUCCAGACGAAGCUCCAGGCCACUUACCCAGUGAAACUGGACAUGAAGUUAGACCUAAAAGAGAAAAACUUUACGUAUGAAACCUUCCCAUGGCGCCCAGAGACUGAGCUCCUGAUGGCCAGUGCCGAGGCAUUUGCUACAUCAAGAAAGAGUUGGGAGUCAGAAACCGAAAAGAAGAUUCCUCUAGUUCCUGAGGAAGCAGAAUCUGAGAUCUCCAUGGGGAAAUUUGGUUCUGCAGAGACGACUUUUCAGCAAGGAAGGACUUCUGAAGCUAUCCCUCCCAAUUAUUCUGACUCCUCCGAGCCUGAGCUUCACCAUGACGAAAGUGGAAAGGCCCAUUUCCAAGAUGCGUGGCUCAGCCUGCCUUAUUUGGGUCUUCAUUCCUACUUCUCCAUGAAAUCCCUUAGUGCCGCAUCAUUCCAAGGCUCCAUUCUCCAUCACAUAGUGGGAACACAUGAGGCUUGGAUUGUAGCCAAACCAGAUGCUACUAUUGAGAAGAUUGGGCUGGACAUUGAAGCAGGACCUAAGGCAGCUUCCAGACUAACCCAGAUGAUGAUGUCCUUGGAGAACAAUCAUCCACUCACAGUAACUGGAAUAUUUCGGGUAGAACGCAGUGACCAUAAGCCUGACAGCUUCCAGUUUGCUGUUUUCACAAAUAAGCACUCCUCCAAAGCUGGGGUCCAGUUAUGGGUCGCUAAUUUCACCAAUAGUAGCCAAUGGAAAGCUUGUGUUGAUGUCACCUUGGAGACUUUUUACUUGGCAAAGGCAUCCCUGAAAUGGGGUGAGAAUUGCCAGGAGUAUCAAGUUUUGGGAGAGAUUGUGACUGGACAGUUUGCUAAUCGCUCCACUGUGCAAAUGAAGGUUUCUUGGUCAGAAGUCUCGGCAGAGGUCACAGAAAUUGGAAAAUGGUUUUAUACAUUCAUUCCUGGACUUCUCUCUAGAUUGGGAUUCUCUGAAAGAGCCUGGAAAAAUCCCCUUCAGAAGGCCAGCUUGACGAUGGCACUCACAACUCCCAGAAGUGGGGAUGUCACCAUCAGGCUACCCCAUGUUACUUUUUAUGGACACGACAUUGUCUUCCCUGUCCCACACCGUACAAGUCUACUGGCACCUGCUCCCAAGCUGCCUAUCCAGGUGGGGCAUUUCUUUGCACAAGUCACAAAUUCCAUUAUGGAGACUUUCCAAGCUGAUUGUUCGGUCAAUCGAGAGAAGAUCUCCACUUUUAAUGGAAUCCAGUAUAGCUAUCCCCUGCUUGCUGACUGCUUCCAUAUCCUGACCCAGGAUGCUAGCUCCGAGCUGAGGUUCCUGGUGUUGAUAAAGACAGCUGAAGGGUCUGCUGACCAAAAGGCCAUCAAUGUCAAACUGGCCAAUCAUGACAUUGACAUGUAUCCUGCUCAAGGACACCUUUGGCUUCAGGUGGAUAGCAAGGACACCCCCCUGAAUGGAAGCAUCAUCCUCUCUGGCAAUGAGUCACUUGUGUCCAUCAGGAAUGAAAGUGAGGGAUUCUCUCUUUCUGCACCAGAGUAUGGUAUUGAAAAACUUUAUUAUGAUGGAAAAACAUGUAAGGUCCAUAUCCCUUUCUGGAUGAUUGGAAAAACACGUGGCUUGUGUGGACAGGCAAAUGCAGAAACCAUCCAAGAAUUCCAGAUGCCCAGUGGCUACAUAGCUAAAGAUGCUGUGAGCUUUGCUCGAUCUUGGGUUCUGACAGAUGGCCCCUGCUCUAGAGAGUGCCAGGAAAGGAGCGUCCUCUCCCAGUCUGGAUUGGUACCUUCUCUACAACUUGAAAUAAAUAAACAAAUGAAUGAAUGAAUGAACAACGACAACGGUGAUGAUAGCUAACGUUCACACAGGACAUAAGGUUCGUUGGCUAUGACCAUCGGCAAGGUAGGUGCUAUCAUCAUCCCUAUUUUGCAGAGAAAGCAAUCUAGCUUUAGAGACAUUAACUCUUAGAGCAUUGAUUAGGCUACUGGGGGAGAAUGAUUUUCUCAAGAUCACAUGGCUAAUAUGUGUCAGCAGAGGAACUUGAACCCAGAUUUUCCUAAUUCCAAGGCCAGCUCUCUUCCCCCAACUUCACCCUACUCCUAUCGCUGUUGUAAUUGUUAUUAAUUUACUUUCAUACUAGGGUCCAAAGAGAGCUCUAGAAAAGCUCAUGGACAGAAUUCUUAGACUCAUCCAAUUUCAGAGUUGGCAGGGAACAGCAUCCAUUCAUUCAACCAAUAUUUAUUGAGUCAUAUUGGGUAUGACGUAUGAGAGAAAUCUGACCUCAGAAUCAGCAAAACCUGGUUUCAAGUCCCUCUGAAACAUAGGAGAGAGAUGCUAGAAUUAGAGGAGCUGGAUUCGAAUUCCUCUCUUGGCACUUUCUUCUUGUUUGACCCAGGAGAAGGUCACCUAACCUCCAUGAACUUUGCCAGAGAAGAAGGUUGGGGUUAGAUGGUCUCGGAGGUACCUUCUAGCUCUUGCUCUAGAGUUACAUUUCUGGAGAAGUGACCGCUUCUCCAUGCAUUUAAUAAAUGCUUAUCAAUCGAUUGAGCAGCUAUGUGGUGCAGUGGAUUUAGUGCCAGGCUUGGACUCAGGAAGAUCCAUCUCCCUGAGUUCAAAUCUGGCCUCAGAUGCUUACUAGCUUUGUGACUCUGGGCAAGCCACUUAACUUUGUUUGCCUCAGUUUCCUCAUCUGUAAAAUGAACUGGAGAAGGAAAUCACUUCAGUAUCUUUGCCAACAAAACCCCAAAUGGGGUCACGAAGAGUUGGACAUGACUUAAAAAUGACUGAACACACACAAAACUGUCAAAGUCUUCUCACCAUGAAUUCCCUAUGACAAUGAAAUCAGAAGGCCAAUUUAAAAAAAAUAACAUAUUAGAAUGCUGUGAGGAGGCAAAGAAGUAUAAGAUGUGUCCCUUGCUAAGAGGCUUACAGUCUCAGCAGGCAGGCAUAUAGAAAAGAGAAAGCCCUUUUUAAAAACAACAGCAAACAAUUUGUGAUUAAGGUAGAAAGAGUCACCUUGGAGUUCUCUUGUCUCCAUUGGUCCCACAACCAAUCAGUUGACAGAUCUCGUGUACUUGACUGUCCCAUUAUCUCUGGCUUCCUCCCCUUCCUUGUCAUUCCCCCACAUUAACGCAGCCCUUCCUUACCUUUUAUUUGCACUCUUGGCCAAGCCUCCUGAUCAAUCAGUCUCUCCUCCUCACCUUUGAUUUCUUCUAAUCCAUCCUACGCACCCCUGUCAAAAUUAUCUUCCCAGCACAGUUCUUUGUAAGCUGCUUGGAGCCCAGACUGUCAUUUUAAAAAAUAUUACAUGCCAAUGCCUAGUACCAUGCCUUGCAUAGAACUGGUCUGCUGAAUAAUGAGUGUGGUGUAGAGAGCCACCGCAAGACCUGGCUUGAAUCCCUCCUCAGACAUUUAACUUGUGUGCAACCCUGGGCAAGGCACCCAACUCUCUCAGUUAGUUUCCUCACCUGUGCCAUGAGAGUGAUAAUCCUCUCAGAGCUGUUGGGAGGAUUGGAUGAGGUGAUCUAUGUAAAUGAGGUGAUGUACAUAAAAUAUUUUAAAAUGAGGUAAUAUAUGUAAAAUAUAAAAAAUCGGUAAAUGAGGUAUAUAUGUAAAGCACCAAAGAGAGAGAAAUUAAGUCACUAUAUGACCGUUUGUUAUUAUUAUAAUUGUUGUCAUUGCUUAAAGUUGUUAAGGACUUUAAUACUAAUGAGAUUUUAUAUAUAUGUGUGUAUAAUUAGAUAGUGCUUUGCCAUCCCUAAAGUGCCAUAUAAAUAUUAGCUAAUAUCAAUAAUAAUUAUAUUAUUAUAAAAUAAUAAUAAUCAACAAUAUUGGUGAUAAUAACAUAGCUUCUCUGCCAAUGUCAUAGGAUAGCAGAGAUAGAGUCAGGAAGACCUGAGUUCAAAUCCCCCCUCAGAUACUUACUAGCUGUGUGUUCCUGGGAAAGUUCCUUAAACCUCCCUCAGUCUCAGUUUCCCCAUCUGUAAAAUCGGAAUAAUAGCACCUGCCUCCCAAAGUUGUUGCGAAGAUCCAAGGAGACAAUAACACGAAGCCUUUUGUGAGCUUUAAACUAACUCUCAGUCAUUAGCGGCCGCUUCUACUGUUAUUAUCAUAGAGAACCUCAUGAAGGAGCUUGCUCAAUGCCGUCAUUGUAAGCAGAGGACAAUGUAGAACCACCGAGUCAGUGGCAGUAUUUCAAACUCAGGUCUUCUGAUUCAAAAUCCAGGGUUCUUUCCAGAACACUUGUAAUGAAAGGCAGCUAGGUGGCACAGUGGAUAGAAAGCUUGACUUGGAGUCAUGAAGACUUGAGUUCAAGUCCUGCCUUAAAAAAUGGCUUGCAUUGUGAUGCCCGGCAAAUCACUGAACUUUUCUUAGGCUUGGCUUCUUCAUCUGUAAACGAGGGAUGAUAGCGGUGAGGAUGGAAUGAGAUCCUAUCUAUAAAACACUUUGCAAACUUUAAACCAGUGUGUAAAUGCUCGUUAUGGUUAUAAAACAAUAUUUCUAUAGUGCUUUACAAUCGUAGAGUCCUUUGCACGUACGAUCACCGUCCACCCUUCCCCCACCCCAAGUGGGAGAACGCCUGGCACGUAUCAGGUCUCUUUGGCUUUGCCAAGGCUGCCCAGCCUGUGCCCCAGUGUGGUUGAAGCGUCAUCGAGUACGGGGUCUAACUCUGGACAGGUUGCAAGUACAAAGGCUCUGCCCAUGGGGGCCCCUGCCCAGCAGGGUUUUGCUGCUGUGGCUUUUGAAAUCACAUCAAAAGCCAAGUAGGCAGGGAGACAGGAGGGGGUAAGGAAGGAAAAGCGAGAAAAAUCUCUGGAACUCACUGAUGGUUUGGUUACAGCUUGUUCCUUUCAACACCAAUUCGUGAGACUUGAGAAGACAAUUUACCUUCAAGGAGAAAAUUCCUCCUGCUCCUCCGUGCAGCCGGUGUUGAG
Trichosurus vulpecula (common brushtail) is the source of this 7653-nucleotide messenger RNA. Its product is annotated as vitellogenin-2-like. The coding region runs from base 95 to 4546 and encodes 1483 amino acids. The transcript is spliced from 31 exons. Gene Ontology annotation, molecular function: lipid carrier activity. Lineage: Eukaryota; Metazoa; Chordata; Mammalia; Diprotodontia; Phalangeridae. The record is from RefSeq and is a predicted model, not a curated record. Gene Ontology annotation, biological process: lipid transport.